Molecule: messenger RNA, 1086 nt
Organism: Capronia coronata CBS 617.96
Lineage: Eukaryota; Fungi; Ascomycota; Eurotiomycetes; Chaetothyriales; Herpotrichiellaceae
Exons: 3
Coding region: 1-1086 (361 amino acids)
Source: RefSeq, a predicted model, not a curated record
AUGCCUCUCUUGAGGCCGUCUCUACCUCUGUGGGCUGCACAAUCCGGCGGGUCCAGCACUCGUGCCGCCGCACGCGCAGCUCUCGACUCUCGCACGCCUCCCUUCCCCGUCAUACCGACAUGUCCUGGGCCGACAUGUGCCUGUUCACCAAUGCCAGCCGGACUGGACAUAGACCGCACCCACAACCUGAACGGUAGCAUGUCGCCGUACGCUCAGCAUCUGAUCAUCUCCACCGGCCGGGCAGACUGGACCAGCAGAAUCGAAGACGAAAAGGACACUGCAGUGUGGGGACGGUUCAUCGCAGAGACAAAGUCCCUACUGGGCAGAGGCGGAGAGUUUCAUGAUCCCUUCAACAACAUCCUCAUCAGCACAUCGUCGUUCAAGCCAUGGCAAGUCGCGGAACGCGAACACCAAGCCGGCAAGGCCAGCGUCCAAGCGCAGAGCGAAGUCGACGCUCUUCUCUUCCCGGCCUUUGACCAUGUCCGAGGCCUCAAUCUCGACGCAGACCCUGACCUGCCGAGGAAAUUCGUGCGGUCGUCCCUCCUUCCAGACCCGGCCCACUUGCAUCCCAUCUACAAGGACUUGUCUGAGGCCGAGCGACGAGCCAAAACCCGUGACCCCGACGCCGGGUCGUCAUCCCUGGUGCGCAAGUCGAUCGAAGCACCCACCAUCCUCAUCUGCAGCCACGGACAACGUGAUAGCAGAUGCGGCAUUCUCGGUCCUUUGCUCCAUGCCGAGUUUGCGCGAUACAUGGAGCAGCGGCAAGACCAAGACGAUACCGGUUCCGAUUCCAGUUUGUCCUCGGUGGUGUCGCCAGAAUCAAAUAUCAACGUCAAUAUCGGCAUGGUCUCCCAUAUCGGCGGACACAAAUGGGCUGGCAACGUGAUUUUCUAUAUUCCGCCGACAUUCACGUCGCAGCACCACCAACACCGGCGGCACCCCCUGGCGGGCAUGGGCAUCUGGUACGGCCGGGUCGAACCGCGUCAUGUACAGGGGAUUGUCGAGCAGACUUUGAUGCAGGGCAAGGUCAUCCAGGAUCUAUUCCGGGGCGGCGUGUCGAGGAGUGGCGAGGUCUUGAGGCUGUAA